GAGCAGUCACAUUACGGACAUUGGAUCGCGUGGAUCAAGCCAGAUCGGUUCCCCGAUAGGAACUCGGUAACGCGUGGUAGGUGAAAAAGAUCUAGAGGUGAUUUGUGAUAAACACAGUGAUUUGAGUCCUUUGGUGGGAAGAAUCAAUAGAAGACAAAGGAUAACUCGUCGAAUUGGAGUGAAAUUGUUCUAGAACAAUCAGUAUUUUUUUUAAACUUUAAAAUGAUCCUGAUAAUUGUGUGAAAAAUCGGCCUUGGAAAAUAGACUACUUUGUAAGCAACUUCGUGUGUGCGUUUAAGUCGGUGUGACGGAAAAAUUUAAACAAUUGGACAAUUGCAAAAGAAUCCCGAUACAUAUCAAAUUGAAUUUCUGCAGCUGGCCAACUCUGCAAAAGAGCAUUAUUAGAGAAGAUUGUCGCGGUUGGGAAACCGUAGUGCCACACUGUCACCUUGGUGAAGCAAGUUCACAAAACAAUCAGUCAUGUCGAAAGGAAAAUCGUCGGAAGAGAAGAACUUGCUUCCGGUUCCUGUACCCAACAUUGUUAUCACCAAGCAAACACCCCCCAGCUCAGAUGCUACCGAUAUUGACGACAUAGAGGAAGGAAUGGGUUACACGCCCACACUGAUGUAUGGUCGCUACACCAAAGACUUAGGACAAUACGCACGAAGAUUGAGUGUCAUUGAGCAAAAACGAAGAGAAAACGACAAAGCAAGAUAUCAGGAGCUGCUCGCCUCAGAAGAAAAGCAUGGUAGAAUUUUUAAAGCCUACUCAUGGCUCUGGCGGAAAACGUUCGCACGGCUUGGCGAAGACUGGGUGAUUCUGGCUUUGCUUGGCUUCAUAAUGGCGCUACUGUCUCACGUGCUCGACAUAGGAAUAUCAGCGUGCGUGAAUUCUCGAUUAUGGUUAUACCAAGAGUUCGAGGGUCAACCGUGGAUGCAAUACUUUGCGUGGGUGUCCAUUUCGGUUUGUCUGGUCCUGUUCUCGGCGGGAUUCGUCCAUGUGGUUUCACCGCAGGCUAUUGGGUCUGGCAUUCCUGAGAUGAAAACCAUCAUCCGAGGUGUUGCCCUGAAAGAUUACCUCACCUUUAAAACACUGGUUGCCAAAGUGAUUGGCCUCGUAGCGUCCCUGGGUUCCGGAAUGCCUAUUGGCAAGGAAGGUCCCUUUGUCCAUAUAUCGAGUAUAGUAUCGCAAUUGUUGAGCAAAAUUGCAUCGUUUAAGUCAAUCUACGAGAACGAAUCCCACAACUCGGACAUGCUAGUAGCGGCCUGUGGAGUUGGCGUGGCGGCAUGCUUUGCUGCACCGGUUGGCGGAGUCCUGUACAGUAUAGAGGUUACUACUUCGUAUUUUGCCGUUCGGAAUUAUUGGAGAGGAUUCUUUGGUUCCAUCUGCGGUGCCGCAUUGUUUCAGUUGUUGGCUUUAUGGUUUCACAAGGUACAUACAGUUUCUGCACUAUUUCCAACAUACUUUGCUCCUGAAUUUCCAUACGGACCACAAGAGCUGCUCGUGUUUGCAUUGAUGGGGGUCGUUGCUGGUCUUGGCGGAGCUAUGUUUGUGUGGUUACACAGGAAAUAUGUACUAUUCGUUCGGAACAACAAACGUUUGAACAAGUUUUUGCAACUGAACCGCUUCUUGUACCCGUGUAUCGUGUCAUUCAUAGUAGCCUCGCUACUAUUCCCAGACGGGUUUGGACAGUUCAUCGCCGGUGGGCUAGACACUCAUCAUCAAGUUCAUCAACUUUUUUCGAACUUUACCUGGAGCCAAGCCGAGCAUACCGUUGAACAGGAAGCAAUCGUAUCCAACUGGCGCACGGCUUACUCUAGUGUGAUAGGAAAUCUAGCCCUUUAUCUGUUGUUCCAGUACUCCUUCUCCAUCAUUUGCACAACGUUACCUGUACCGUCCGGAAUGUUCAUUCCGAUGUUCAAAAUUGGUUCCGGCUACGGACGUCUCGUUGGUGAAGCAAUGGCCGUAUUAUUUCCACUCGGUAUGUCCUAUGCUGGUCAGCGUAUGCCCAUCAUCCCGGGAGGAUAUGCCGUCGUGGGAGCAGCGGCUUUUGCCGGAGCCGUAUCACACUCGGUUUCAGUUGGUGUAAUGGUGCUUGAAAUCACUGGUCAGAUUACGCACUUUGUUCCAGUGAUGGUUGCCUCGUUGAUUUCCAAUUGGGUGGCGGCACUGUUCCAACCGUCUCUGUACGAAAGCUACAUAGAGAUCAAGAAGCUACCCUAUCUGCCGGAUUUACAGCCCAGCGCUUCUAGUAUGUAUGAAAUCUACGUUGAGGAUUUCAUGGUUCGCGAUGUGAAAUACAUUUGGAAAGGGAUCAGUUAUCAGAAACUUAAAAAUGUCUUGAAGCAAAAUAAAACAUUGAGAUGUCUACCUAUCGUAGAAAGUCCUGAAAAUCCCAUUCUACUAGGCAGUGUUCAAAGAUUUGAAUUGAUUCAAAUGCUUGAUAAUCACAUCGGUCGUAAGAAACGUUUAGAAGUGGCUGCUAAGUGGAUUGAAGAGGAACGGAAAAGAGCAGAACAAGAACAACUUAAACGUGAAGCAGAGGAAAAAGAGAGAAGUCGACGUCCAUCGAGAUUCGAAGUCAGUCCGGCACCAGAUAUUCUUGAGCUUCAUGAUCGUGCCAACAAUGAGAUGUUGCCACCUCAAGCUAAAAAAGAAAAAUCCUCUUACUUUGAUCCUCAUUCUAAGAAAUCAAUCCUCAAGAGGACCAACUCGUUUCCUUGCAAGGAAGUUCAUAGACAAGUCGAAGGUUCAUACGCGACCAUCUCCGGAGGAGCCGCCAAUCGUAUUAGGUCUGCGAUUGAUAUCAUCUUCCGCAAAUCUGGUACUUUACAGGAUGGUAAUGCAGACCCAGAAAUUGGUUCUAACAGCACGCUAGGGUUUUCUAAGAAAGUUCAAUUACCAAAAGCACGUAUCAUCGAUAUGUCUAUCGAAGAGCAGAAAAUUUGGGAACAGAAUGAAAUGGCUAAAUCAAUCGAUAUAGAUAAUCUACCCAUCGAUCCUGCACCCUUCCAGCUAGUGGAACGUACCACUAUUCUAAAAGUACACUCACUUUUCGCGAUGGCAAGCAUAAAUCUCGCAUAUGUCACAAACAUUGGAAAACUGGUUGGCGUAGUUGCGCUCAAGGAGUUACGACUUGCUGUCCAAGGCGUCAAUAAUGGCACACUUACAGCCGAAUCAGUGAAACAUUAACAGGAUGAAGAGGCGAAAAAGAUUCUUGAUGUUGAUGUGAAACUCGACGAUUCCUCUUCAAAGGAACCUCUACUACCGAAGAUAGACCAAAACGUCAGCAGUGAUAGAAAGCUGAAUGAUACUAUUCCUUUUUUGGAUGUUACGCUAAGCUACGCUGAUAACUGUUCCGAUUGUGACCAAUUGGACCAUCUCCGGGUUGAAAACGAUGCCACGAGUAAUAUAUCAAUUCGUAGCAUUGACAACAUUAGCUGUUGCAAUAAUAAUAAUAACAGUAACAAUUUACAGUCACCGUUAUAACAUCUUAAAUGAUAAGGUUUAUUUAAUUUGGUGUAGAUUUAGCAUAUUAUGGUUUUAUUUAGAAUAUGUGUAUAACUGUAGGUUUUAGAUGAGAAGCUAUGAAAUAAGAGUUAGUUACUUUUAUCCGAUGAUUUCUGAACUAGAUCUUAGAAGACCAUGGGUAAGAUAAGACCAAUUCAUCUUUCAAAGCCGGUUUAUGGCCAAAAAUUGUUUAUACAGCCACAACAAAACUAACAAUUUUUAUAAUAACAAUAACUUUUAACUGAUCUAAAUUCGAUCAAGAACUGCAAAACAUCUAGAGUUAAUAACUAGUGCAUCAAGUUGCAUUAGGAAAAAUAUAGAAGAAAAGUGUGUGAAUAUUGUAAAUACUUAGAAUAGUCAUUUGAAUAUGUUUUAAUAUUUCCAAAGGUCGACAAAUAUAAGUGCAAUAAACUCUCA
This is a messenger RNA of Aedes aegypti (yellow fever mosquito), 3927 nucleotides long. RefSeq names its product chloride channel protein 2. Gene Ontology annotation, molecular function: voltage-gated chloride channel activity. Lineage: Eukaryota; Metazoa; Arthropoda; Insecta; Diptera; Culicidae. The coding region runs from base 481 to 3192 and encodes 903 amino acids. Gene Ontology annotation, cellular component: membrane. Gene Ontology annotation, biological process: chloride transport; transmembrane transport. The record is from RefSeq and is a predicted model, not a curated record. The transcript is spliced from 10 exons.